UUUGCGAGUAAGAAUAUGGCAACAGAUUCGUGGGCCCAGGCUGUCGAUGAACAAGAAGCCGCAGCUGAGUCGAUAAGCAGUCUUCAAAUAAAUGAGAAAGACGACACACCGAAAGCAGAGGCAAAUGGGGCAAAGACGGGAGGAGAAGGAGAGAAGACCGAGGAGGAGGACAAAGACGACAAGGCGGCACAGUCACUGCUAAAUAAACUGAUACGCAGUAAUCUAGUGAACACAACCAAUCAAGUGGAAGUUCUCCAAAGGGAUCCCAGCUCUCCACUAUAUUCCGUCAAGUCUUUUGAAGAGCUCAGAUUGAAACCUCAGCUACUACAGGGAGUUUAUGCCAUGGGUUUCAACAGGCCCUCCAAAAUCCAAGAAACAGCAUUGCCCAUGAUGUUAGCCGAACCUCCACAGAAUCUCAUCGCUCAGUCUCAGUCCGGCACGGGUAAAACUGCUGCUUUUGUGCUGGCCAUGUUAAGUCACGUGGACCCUGAAAACAAAUGGCCACAGUGUAUGUGCGUCUCGCCCACGUACGAGCUGGCCCUGCAGACGGGCAAGGUCAUCGAGCAGAUGGGGAAGUAUUACCCUGAAGUCCAGCUGGUGUAUGCUAUCCGAGGAAACAAACUGGAGCGAGGAACUAGGCUGAAGGACCAGAUUGUGAUUGGUACUCCUGGUACUGUUCUGGACUGGUGCCAAAAGCUCAAGUUCAUCGACCCUAAGAAGAUCAAGGUGUUUGUUCUGGAUGAGGCUGAUGUGAUGAUUGCCACCCAGGGCCAUCAAGACCAGAGCAUACGUAUCCAGAGGAUGCUUCCUAAAACUUGCCAGAUGCUGCUUUUCUCUGCCACUUUUGAAGACACUGUGUGGAACUUCGCCAAGAGAAUCGUUCCCGACCCCAACAUCAUUAAACUGAAACGUGAGGAGGAGACUCUAGACACCAUCAAGCAGUACUACGUUAUCUGCAACUGCAAGGAAGAGAAGUUCCAGGCUUUGUGCAACAUCUACGGAGCCAUCACGAUCGCACAGGCCAUGAUCUUCUGCCAUACCAGGAAAACUGCCGGUUGGUUGGCAGGAGAGCUUUCAAGAGAGGGCCACCAGGUGGCGCUGCUCAGUGGAGAGAUGCAGGUGGAACAGAGGGCAGCGGUCAUCGAUCGUUUCCGUGUCGGCAAGGAGAAAGUUCUUGUCACGACUAACGUUUGUGCUAGAGGUAUUGACGUUGAGCAGGUGUCUGUGGUUAUCAACUUCGAUUUGCCGGUGGAUAAGGAUGGCAACCCUGACAACGAGACGUACCUGCACAGAAUCGGGCGUACUGGGCGAUUUGGCAAGAGGGGGUUGGCCAUCAACAUGGUGGACAGCAAGUUCAGCAUGAACAUCCUCAACCGUAUCCAAGAACACUUCAAUAAGAAAAUUGAAAAGCUAGACACUGACGAUUUGGACGAAAUCGAGAAAAUCGCUAACUGAGGACAAUCUGUGCUGUGACCGGACUGCGCUAGCACAGUUUUAUUUAAGAUGCUGGGAUGAGAUCUAUGCCAGAAAGGAUGUUUACAUGAGCUGUUUUAUCUCAGAUGGUGUUUUUAUAGGUUUUCUCAUUUGAUCAUUUCACUCUUUGUACUUAAUAAAUUCUGAAUGUGUAGUCUUAACGUCACUUGUACGCUAAUGUCAUCGCAAUGGUCAAAGCGUGUUUUAAGUAUGGGGACGAUGCCUUUCAAUAUUACUGAAUUCGUGCAUCUUUUAAAUUGACUACAGAAGUCAGUCUGCCUUCACACCAAGUGUGGGAAAGGUAUGUUUUGACUGUUACCGAAUUUUAAAAUGAAGCUCCAAACUAAGAACACGUGGAUAUUGUGACGUUAUUUUUUUUAUUGCUUCUAAAGUGUCGAUACUUCACGCUUAUCUGUAGUUCUGCGUGUUUGGGUCAAGUGUGUUAGUUAUAUGAAAUCAGCUACGUUGGAUUUUGUGUAGCGCUCCAAGAAAGGAAUUGCAGGGUUUUAUUUAAUAAUAAAAGGAGAGUGCUGUAAUGUGUUAUUUCACGAAUCAGUUGUAAGCUCAAUACCUCAUAAUAUGCUCAUACACAAGAGUCGGUUCUGAAGUUAUUGGCUUUAAAUCAUUAAAGUAGUUGCCAAAGCCAUUACUGGAACAAAAAGAAUCGUAUAAGAGCCAAAGAUUGAUGCCUCCAUUGGCUUUCGCUAGUAUUCAAAUUGAUUGAAAUAACACAAUGGUAUUUGUUGCAUGUUAAAAAGUACAAAGAGUGAAAUAACUUAUUCAAUAGAUGCAGUUUAAUGAAGCAGAUAUGUUAUAGCAUUCAUUGUAAGAAUGCUCUGUAGUGGAAAUAUUGUUUGUAUUCUUGGUAACAGACUGCAUUGGGAUUGUAUGUUACCAGGGUUAAAAUGCAUAAAGCAGAUGGAUUUUUAAUCGUGAUUAUGGGCUGUGCCAUUUCAAUUUGCAGCUGCCUUAAAGAUGUAAAAGCCUGCGAAUGCA
This is a messenger RNA of Triplophysa rosa, 2469 nucleotides long. It is a transcript of the gene ddx19b, whose product is annotated as DEAD-box helicase 19b. Gene Ontology annotation, biological process: poly(A)+ mRNA export from nucleus. The transcript is spliced from 12 exons. The record is from RefSeq and is a predicted model, not a curated record. NCBI's taxonomy places the organism in Eukaryota, Metazoa, Chordata, Actinopteri, Cypriniformes, Nemacheilidae. Gene Ontology annotation, cellular component: nucleus; cytoplasmic stress granule. Gene Ontology annotation, molecular function: RNA binding; RNA helicase activity; ATP binding. Bases 16 to 1455 code for a protein of 479 amino acids.